AUAACAACAGCUUUUGUUGUUGGUGUUGCAUCUUUCUCUCUCUAUAGGAAUUCAGAAGAGAGAGAGAGAGAGAGAGAGAGAGAGAGAGAGAGAGAUUAGUUACCUAGCAAAGUAGAGUAACACUUAUUUUUCACACACCCUUUGGUUCAUAAAAACUUGGUGGGUGGUUAUUAAUGAUCUUUGCACCACUUGUUCAUUACAUGAAGAUUCUCAACUUGGUUGUUAAAAAAUGUUGGUGAAUGAGGAGGAAAACUUUCAUGUUGUGGACAUAGAGAACAAUGGUUGUCACCGGAGUCACGAGGAGGGUGACUCCGGUGAUAGGUCAGAGAUUGUGGGAGUGGAUGAAAAACAAAGAGGUUCUGAUGAUUCAUCUGAAUCUGUUGAGUCAGGUGAAUCUGUGGUGUUGGAUCUGGAUGGUGUAGUUGGUUGUGAUGUUGAUGUUAAGGUGCAUUUGGAUAAGGUGGAGAGAGAUUGUAGGAUUUGUCAUCUUAGUAUGGAUAUGACAAAUCAUGAAUCUGGGAUUCCUAUUGAGCUUGGAUGUUCUUGUAAAGAGGAUUUGGCUGCUGCUCAUACACAUUGUGCUGAGGCUUGGUUCAAGAUUAAGGGAAACAAAACUUGUGAAAUCUGUGGCUCAAUAGCACACAAUGUAGCUGGUGCUUUUGAAGUUCAAACGACAGACCAAUUGAAUGAAGCAAGUGAUCCCUCUAUUGGACCACCAUCCGGACCUUCACCGCCGAUUGAAACUCGAAAUUUUUGGCAGGGACACCGGUUUUUGAAUUUCCUGCUAGCAUGUAUGGUUUUUGCAUUUGUCAUAUCAUGGCUUUUUCACUUUAAUGUCCCCUCUUGAAUUCCUAAGUUGAAGCCAAGGUAACAUGAUAGAGGGUUAUUAACUAAGGAACCAAACUCAAUACCUUGUGUCUCUCCAUAGUUUGAUUUGGAGGCUUUUUUUUUUACUUAUAUGUUGUUCAUAUGUGUAUUUUUGAUGUAUUAUUUAUCUUAUUUUGUUCGAGUUAUAUUAUCUUCUAUGUAA
Molecule: messenger RNA, 1030 nt
Organism: Vicia villosa (hairy vetch)
Lineage: Eukaryota; Viridiplantae; Streptophyta; Magnoliopsida; Fabales; Fabaceae
Exons: 2
Coding region: 230-847 (205 amino acids)
Molecular function (GO): zinc ion binding
Source: RefSeq, a predicted model, not a curated record